AGUGUUGCGAUAUUAACAGUGUAAACUGAACUUCAUUUAAGAGAGGGGUUUAAAACUACAGGUGUUCACAUAAAGAUCUUGAAUUUCUAUCUGGAUUUUACUUGACAAUCUGUUUUCAUUCAAACGCUUGGAUUUUAAAACCGAAAAACUUUUAAUUCUUCAAAUGAAUGUUAAAAAGUAAGAAAAUAGUAAAAAAAAGUUGGUGACAAAUUUUUAUUAAAUUAUCACAAUGGAAAUACCAUGGUUACAGAUGCUUCUAGUUAUGGUCCUUCUGGUGGACCUGUCCAUCCAGCACACAUGUGAGCAGUGUGACUGUACUAUAAGUGCUACCGAUGCUAGCAAAGGCGUUCACUUGACCACUCUGACGUGCAUGGACGGUUCUGUCACGUGGUACAACCCGAUUGGUGCACUGAGGGUCGAACUCAGACCAGAAAUGCCUGGGAAGUUUCAAUCCUGUUUCGUUGUUGAAACCGGGGAUUUGAAGCUAAAGGUUUCGCGAGAAGCCGAAUUGAAUAUAAAUUCAAAGUCGCCAUCGGAAAGAAAUCAGUUCAUAUUGAAUGACAACAACCUGCAACCACUUGUAACCUCCAGAGGGAAGAGCAACGAAGUAUGUAUCCAGGCAACGAAUUCCGUGAUUCUAUAUUUAGAACCGGAAGUUGAUGAAACGCUGGAGUCUAAAAGAGUUGUCUUCCGGUACGAUCUGGUUUACGUACCAAAAGUGGAAAAGUCUCCAAUUGAAGAAUGCCGCCCAUGCAGUGAAUACGAACUAUUAAAAGCGUACUGCUCCAGUGACUUUGUUAUUGUUGGAAGUAUGGAAUCGGUCAAUCAUAAUGACGAAAUCGCGAAGACGAAGAUCGAUGUCGAAGUCGCCCAAAUCAUUCGCUCAUCUGGUGACCAUUUUUCCCGCCUGAAACGAGACUCGGCACUGCAAGGAACCAUUACAGCACCGAGGAAAUGCGGCGUUUCAAAGGGAGAUGGUCUUUUCUUAAUGACAGGAAGGGUAAGACUCGGAGAGCUUACUAUGGGCUGUGCCCCUUACCUUGAUGAAUGGGAAACAAUCGUCAACAAAGCACAGCUAGAAGGGAGGUUGGAAUGUGCCAGAGAUUGAUAAGACCGGAAGUUCUAGUCACGUGAUCUACCUCAGUCUCUUUCUGACAAACGGAAGUGAUGUAACAAGGGGGAGAGUCUAAUCGCAUCACUUCUAGCCAACGAGGUUGUCAUGGUCAGCACCUGGAAGUGUAUCUCUUCACUACUUAUAGACUGACUAUGCCAUGAUUUGACAACCUGUUGGGGUCUAGGAAGAGCGUUUAUUCAACAGACAUUGAGAUGUUUGGUUUCCAGAAAUUGAAACCACACUGGACAUAUGGCUAAACCAUUGAUAAAAAGUGAUCCAAACAUCAGGUCUUCCAGCUACAUGGUAAAAAAGGUCGACUUCAGAGGAUCUGAAGCCAAAGUGGACUUCAUGGAUAAUAAGAAAAUUGUCGUCUGACAGCAACAUGAUUUUAUUCGGAUGUGCGCGGGAAUGACUUAACACAUAUACCGGCUUAUACAAAGAGACAUUUUACUUAGUUCAUGAAGUCUAUGUAUGAUAAAUCACGACCACAUGAUAAGAAUAUAUACUAGUAUUCAAAGUGCGCUUGGUGAAAUGAUGGUAUAUUAACUUAACCACAUUAUAAGAAAUUUACAAUUAUAUUAUAUAUACAUGUAUAUAAGAUGUACUUGGUAAAA
Messenger RNA from Ruditapes philippinarum (Manila clam), 1728 nucleotides. Its product is annotated as meteorin-like protein. Lineage: Eukaryota; Metazoa; Mollusca; Bivalvia; Venerida; Veneridae. The transcript has 6 exons. Gene Ontology annotation, molecular function: hormone activity. The record is from RefSeq and is a predicted model, not a curated record. The coding region runs from base 230 to 1108 and encodes 292 amino acids.